UUUUUUUUUGUGUUCGCUAUUUAGCAGAAUUUUUCCAUAAGAGUUAUUUUGAAAUAAAAAUGCUUCGUGCAAUACUUUCUGCCCGCAACGUUAUUUUAUGCUCUCGAAAUGGACCUGGAGUUCUGAAAGCAAUCAAUAAACAAAGCAUAAGAAAUAGCCAUGUAGUUUCGUAUCGAACAGUUCCAAGCAGUCAUUCGAAAAUAACUACUGUAGGUGCUGAAAUCGUUGGAGCGGCAAUGUGGUGGUGGAUAUUAUGGCAUUUGUGGCAUGAGUAUGAACACAUUACGGGUGAAUUCCCAUACCCUUCUAGUUCUUCUUGGACUAAUGCUGAAUUGGGCAUACCGCCUACAAAAGAAGAUUAAUUUUGAACAAAACAACCAUAACAAACGCACGAGGCAAUUUCCUGAAUGGUUUUAAUCGUAUACUGUAAAUCUUACCAAUAAACCACUCACAAUGUUUGUGUAAAAACCAGUA
Anastrepha obliqua is the source of this 474-nucleotide messenger RNA. Its product is annotated as NADH dehydrogenase [ubiquinone] 1 beta subcomplex subunit 2, mitochondrial-like. Lineage: Eukaryota; Metazoa; Arthropoda; Insecta; Diptera; Tephritidae. The transcript is spliced from 3 exons. The record is from RefSeq and is a predicted model, not a curated record. The coding region runs from base 60 to 362 and encodes 100 amino acids. Gene Ontology annotation, cellular component: mitochondrial inner membrane.